Messenger RNA from Halteromyces radiatus, 1940 nucleotides. RefSeq lists its product as uncharacterized. Gene Ontology annotation, biological process: RNA polymerase III preinitiation complex assembly. Bases 73 to 1863 code for a protein of 596 amino acids. NCBI's taxonomy places the organism in Eukaryota, Fungi, Mucoromycota, Mucoromycetes, Mucorales, Cunninghamellaceae. Gene Ontology annotation, molecular function: TFIIIC-class transcription factor complex binding. Gene Ontology annotation, cellular component: transcription factor TFIIIB complex. The transcript is spliced from 4 exons. The record is from RefSeq and is a predicted model, not a curated record.
UUGUGGUUUUUCAAAAAAUUUUCUUCCUUUUUCUCCCCUUAAAUCUCCUUAUCUAAAUCUGACAAACUGAUCAUGUCUUCCUUGACCUCACUUUCCGUCAAUAAAAACAGUACUCGAUUCGCACCCAAAGUAAAAGCCAGACCAAAACGACCGCAAGGCAAUAAUACUUCUACAACAAAUGAUACAACUUCUACAGCAACAGAUUUAUCCUUAAACCAAACUAGUGAUUCUACGCAUGAAAAAGAGUUUAAUCGACGAUCAUCUUUUAAUACUAUCAGUUUCAGUGCAACGAACAAAACCACCAAUAUCGAUGGUGAUAGAGAAAAUAACAUAGUUAGCAACACAAACGAUACUACUAUCAACAAAAUACAGUUUGUCUCAACAGAUUCUGUGACAUCUAGGCGUCGUUCAUCAAAAUCAAGUCGAAAUAAUGAUAAAGAUAGCAACCAACACAAUGCAAAGAAAGCAACUGCUAUUAUUCCAGGUGCCCCCUCAUCUUCAGUAACAACUACAGUAACAGCAACAGAAAUCACUAAACCUUCAACUGACAAUGGAAAAGUACGAAGACAACCUUGUGUGAUUCCUGCACCACGAACCCCUGGCGGUCCAGAAACUCCCAAAGCACCUGAGGAAGAAGAUGAUGAAGAUUAUUUUGAAGAGCCAACCUUUCUUCCAAUGGAUACUAUGGAUGACAGUAACAUCAAUACCAAUAGUGGCAGCAAUAACGACAAUACUGAAAGCAAGAAACAAGAAACACCGACAAAUAUACCUAAGAAAGAAACUAUGAACAAGAUCAAGGCCGCCAUGAAAAAGUCGGAAAAGGGAAUAUCUAUUGCAACAAGUAGUCAAAAGCCCUCCAAAUCACGGUCAUCUGGUAGUUCAUUUGAGGCACCUUCUAAUCAACCUGAUCAACGACGAAAUGGGAAGAAAGUUUCUGUAACACCGGAUGAUGAUGAUGGCGACAGCAACUAUGAACAAGAGGUGACGCCAAGAGCACGGAAACGGAACAAGAACAAGGAUGAUGAUGAUGAAAAUACUGAGUCGAACAAAAAAUCAAGCAGACGAAGAACAAAACCGAUACUUUAUGCCAAGGAUAUGAAGACAUUAGAUGAUAUUCAGACCGAUCCUUUGCAACCUGAAGAUUUGGAUCGACCCAUGUCCUAUUUUAUCAAUGAUCUCGCACGUGGGAUUGUGACCAAACAAUUCCGGGACGAUCAGUUACGAAAGGAGGAAGAAAUGCUACUACAUGAAGAGGAAUUGGCGGUGAAGAAGAAUGAUCCGGAGGUCAUGGAGGAAUUGCGUAAGAAGAAAGAAGAAUUACAACGCCAACAAGACCUGGAGAAAGAGCAGGCUCUCAAGAAAUCGAAACAAGAUCAUCAAGAAAAACAACAAGCAUCCACUGGAUUACAAGAAUCAGCCACUGCACUUCAAGUUCGUUUGGUCAAUGGACAAAUUGUUUUGGAUACUGAUUCGAUGCAAAUUGAUCGUCGCAGGGAACGGGAAUUAAUCUCUCAUGAAGAUAUGGAAGUCGUAGAAGAAAAUGCACAUACUCGUCAAGUCAAUUCUACCACUUAUGGUAAAAGACAAAAAAGUGCCAAAUGGUCAGCAGGUGAAACAGAUCAAUUUUAUAAAUUGUUAUCUCAAUUUGGUACGGAUUUUGAAAUGAUUGCCAAUAUGAUGAAGAAUCGAUCUCGGAAUCAGGUGCGUCUCAAAUACAAACGGGAAGAACGGGAUCAUCCUCAAAAGAUCACGGAUCAUAUUAUUCGAAAACGACACAAAGUGGAUUUGGAUGCUUAUCAAAAGGUCAUUGGAUUAGAAUUUGAAAAAGUACCUGAUCAUUUCCAUUCAUUACAAUUAGCGUAGUACCCGUCUUUUAUUUAUUGACUUUAUCAAUCUAUCUAUAUUCCCCCCUUUAUCCCUUGUUAUUGAUAGUGUCUUUU